AAAAAAAUCUAUAAUAAAUUAACUCAAAACACAAUGGAAUACCGGUGCUCGAGAAGUUUAACAACCAAAAUUUUAGCAUUAUUUUGUAUUAUUAACUUAAAUGUCCACAUCGCCAGUGCCUCACUAUGGAACAGUUAUGGCAGUAGCAGCAGCAGCAGCAGUAGUGAUAGUAAAACAUUAAGUUUGGCCAGAUGUAGUGGCGGUAAAGGUUUAAAAUAUUUAUCCGGUGAUGCCUUAACAGAUUCAACCGAUUGUUUGGGUCCCAAUAAUUCACCCUAUCCCAGUGCGGCCGUGGCGCGAACAUUUACCAAUUGGAACGGAAGUUCACGACGUGGCCGUCAAAGUAAAUUGCCAUCAACAUUAGAUCCCGCCAUUACAACUAGUGCUCUAUUGAGGGCCUACAAUGAAGUUAAUAAUGAAGAUAUUGACAAUCAUCGUUUUGGUCGCUCAUUGAAGCAAACACCACAAGUCGACCAGUGCAGAAGUACACCGGCACGUUUGUGCAAGACACGCUACAACACCACAGCACCUAUGUAUGGUGUCAGUUUGACAUCUGGCCAACCCGUUACUAUUGUACAAAAAUUCCCCGAUCUCUUGCAACAAGUUGUUUUCGAAGUGUGCGAAUCUUCUGAAUGUGAUGUGGUCAGAGGCGAAUGCACUCAAACUUAUGUGCCUUAUUUAUUUUUGGUUAUACCUCUGGGUCCUGUGACCUUAACGGGCCAGGAUUAUGUUUUGGUAGAAAGUGGUUGUGUUUGCAAACCCAAAUAUUCGACAGGAGCGACUCAAGAACCUAAUAUGAUACCUUAGUUUAAUUAAGUUACAAGAAUGUAGUAUAGGCGGGACAAAUUGUUUUGAAAACAAUAACUAUAAUAUCUUAAAAAAAGCUAAAAA
This is a messenger RNA of Calliphora vicina (urban bluebottle blowfly), 891 nucleotides long. RefSeq lists its product as uncharacterized. Lineage: Eukaryota; Metazoa; Arthropoda; Insecta; Diptera; Calliphoridae. The transcript is spliced from 5 exons. Bases 34 to 807 code for a protein of 257 amino acids. The record is from RefSeq and is a predicted model, not a curated record.